AGAUCAGGAAUAUCUUCUCAGGACUGACUGCAGACAAGGCCUACAAGCAGGAGAACUAAGUGAUGAAUGCAGCCAGAGGAAGAAGCGUUCUAAGUGAAAGCGAGGUAGGAGAGGCAAGAGGGGUGGGUUACACAUAAAACUAAAGGGAAGGGCUAGCAGCCCACCCCUUCCCAGUCUUUGGCUUUCCAAUAUUCGAUCUCUUGAGAACAAAAUGGAUGACCUCAAAGCUAGGAUUAUGGCCCAACGAGAAAUGAGAAACUGCUGUGCACUGAUUUUUACUGAAACUUGGUUAUUGGAUAAUACUCCCAAUUCAGAUGUCCGGUUGCAUACUCACUGUAUCCACAAUGGGGACCAUACAGCGGCAUCAGGCAUUUGACAGAACUAUUGCCAAGGAUGAACAUCUGGCCAUCGGCUUCUUCCAAAGAGGGGUGGCUCAUCUGCAAGCAAAAAAGUAUGAAGAAGCUCUCUCUGACUGCCGCCUAGCACUGGUUCACCUGAGAGGCAACAUUAUUAUUGACUACGGACAGCUGGGACUUGCUCAUAAACUCUAUGCCUGGGAGGCCUUGUAUAACCGAGCAACAGUGCAGUGUCAUCUGGGACUCUGGACAGAGGCUACUGAAUCCCUUCAGGAGGCAAUCAAAGUAAGGGCUGAUACAAGGCCCAGAUGUCUUGAUGGUGUGCUUGAAAAGGUGAAGAACCACAUUCUUUUGGAACCAUUGCAACUUCCUGAGGGCAGGGUUUUCCGACCACGUAAACAGGAAGUGGAGCAAUUGAAACAGAUGGAUUUUCUUGGCAAAUCCUGGGUGGUUUCUAGUGUCCUUCCAGAUGAUGACUUUGUGGGAUUUGAACCUCUCAGACAUCAGACACCAGGAUUUUAUGAACCGAGAGCUGAUGGUGUACAAGGCAGAGAAUCCGGGUACUACACUGUUCUUUAUAACUACUUUCCUAAAAACAGCAGUGAGUUGCAAGUCCUUGCUGGUGGUAUCGUCUAUGUUCUUGAUAAAGGAGAAGAUGGCUGGGCCAUUGUUAUACAUGACGGACAGAAGGGAUUGCUUCCAUCAUCACAUCUGGAUACUAAGAAGCAUAUCAAAGUGGAUAAUCUGAAACCUCAAGCACUUAUUAAUGGGAUUCCUCUACCUCCAAAAAUCGUUCCUCCCAGUAGACCUAAUACUAAACUAAACAAAAAGCUGUCACACCCAAGCACAGAGCGGGAAGACCCUUUAGAAUCUUGUGAUCCUUCUGUAAUGGAAAAGAGAACCCUGUUUGCUUCAGAAGGGUCACUAUCAAGUUCUGAAGACUUAGUGACAGUAAAAAUCCAUUACACUUUCACAGUAGCAGUGAGGGUGAACCCAAAUAUUUCCGUGGCUGACUUACAGAAUUUAAUUAAUUACAAAUUUAAAGAUCAUAGAGGGCAACUACAGAUCAGUUUCAAAGAUGCAGAAAGCAAUGACCUGGUACCAGUAACUAAAGAGGAUGACUUGAAGAGAGCCUGGCAACAGACAAGGAAUACACGUCUGACACUGUGGUGCAAGAACAUUGAAGCUGCUGCUGGGUGGCCCACUUUGUACCAGAUGACUGCAGUCCAUGGCUACACAGCACAAGGACCGGAAGACCUAGAGUUCAAUCAGGGUGAUACAGUAGAUAUUAUAUCUGAAGUGAAUGAGGAAUGGUUAGAGGGAUAUUGCAAAGGGAACAUUGGAAUCUUUCCGAAGUGUUUCGCUAUUAGAACCAAUGAUACACAUACGGUAAAAGAAAAAAAUACAACAGAAACAAACUCAUAGCUGGCUAUGAAGAUGUGUUUUCCUUCACCUGAAAUAAAACACUAAUGCAUGAAUAUUCACAUAUGCUUGAGGAAACAAAUAUUUUAUCUAUGUGUUUUGUACAGAAAGUUGUUUCCUAAUAUGUCUCCAACAAAAUGUUGUGGUUGAAUCUGCAGUAGAAUUGGGAGGACAUGAUUAAACAGACUUUCUAUUUCCAGUGACUGAAGGACAAACAAUAAUUCAUCAAGGAGGAAAAUGUCACCACUGAUACACUUUGCCAUGUCAGGGAUGGAGACAUCCUAUGAUUUGGAUACAAAAUAUGUGAGAACAAUGUAUGUGCAUUUAUGGAAAUACAUGUAAUUAUCAGAAACACAUUCACACGUUCAAAUUCAGUCUGGAAGACCAGGCAUAUUCUUUAGGUUUUCAGUGAUGCUCUAUGAAGGAUUUUCCUUCCCUGGUGCUAUUCUAUUAUUUUUUUCCUAGAAGUAGUACCUCUAGUUGGAAAUUAUACUUUUUUUGCACUCUGUUGUCUGAAAAUUAGAAAAGAAGGCCUCAUCUCUUACAGUUAGGAAUUAGGAGUUUUUAUAAUAUGAGGAUUUGUGAUACUAGGCUUUGCCAGGAAUUCAGUAAACACUAAAAUGCAACUGUAGUUUGUUAACUGACUUCAUGUUUGCAUGAUUGCUUUGUUGUAUGGCAUUAUAAAGUUUAUCAAAAGAGUGUUUAUCAGGACGGAUUUGGGACCCAAAAUGUACAUAAAAAUGUAAUUUAAAUAUAUGCACACACACACAAACGCAGACACACACACAUACCUCCUCUCUCUCUAUCUCUCUCGAACACACAUACUCACCAUUUAUGAAUGUGAUUGUUAUGGUUAGAACACUUGUUAGCAUGCAAAAUCAUUACAUGUUACCAUGCCCAUAUCUGUGUAUAUGUGUAAAAAUUGUGAAAAAUGAUUGAUUGCUUUGCCAGGUACAGGGUGCAAAUAGAUAAUGGAACUGCGACAAAAUGUCACUAUUGUGUUUCCUGAAGUCCAUGCUCUUCUGGAAGAUGAUUGCAGUCCUUUCCUGUCCCUGGAGGGCCAAUGAACGUGGUUCUUUUUCCACAACAACUCCUCCCUCUCCAGAACUUUUCCUUUCUUGUCUUCCACUCUGCUGUUUGAAAAUCAGAAUAGAUGGCCUCAUCUGUUGGACUUAUGUUUUAGGAGUUUUAUGAUAUGAGUAUUUAUGAUACCAGACU
Protopterus annectens (West African lungfish) is the source of this 2996-nucleotide messenger RNA. It is a transcript of the gene NOXA1, whose product is annotated as NADPH oxidase activator 1. Gene Ontology annotation, biological process: superoxide anion generation. Bases 315 to 1781 code for a protein of 488 amino acids. NCBI's taxonomy places the organism in Eukaryota, Metazoa, Chordata, Ceratodontiformes, Protopteridae. Gene Ontology annotation, molecular function: protein binding; superoxide-generating NADPH oxidase activator activity. The record is from RefSeq and is a predicted model, not a curated record. The transcript has 15 exons.